AAUAAAACUAAAGAAUAUGGCUUAUCAAAAUGGUGGAAAUAUGGAGAAAGGGAAGGAUGUUGCAAAAACUGGACACUUUGGCUCACUUUCUUUUAGUCAAAUGGAUUCACUUAGUGCUAUUUGUGACACUUUCUUGCCAUCCAUUGAUACUAAUUCUCUUCAUCAAGAAAAUAUGGAUGAUUCUGUCAUCAAAUUCCUUCACACUUCUGCUUCCAUGAAUGGAACUCCUCAACAUCUUGCAUGGAUGGUAAGUGAAAGAAUACAACACCCUAAGCUAAACUUAUGCAAAUUAGCUCUAUGGUUACUAUCAACAAGGAUAGGAACUUUCAUACUUUGUGGUAAGGCAAGCUUAUCAAGCCAAUUCCCAUACUUGCAAAACUUCUCUAGAGUUUCACCAAACAAGAGGGAAGAAAUAGUUCAAUCAUGGUCAUGCAGCAACUUCAAACUCAUCAAGCUUCUCUUUGUUGCCUUGAAAGUUCUAACUCUCCUUGUAUUCUUCACUCAGGUGGAUGAGAAAUGCCAGAACCCAUCAUGGAAAGCACUAGGCUAUUGUGGACAAGACCCGGAUUUCAAGAAACCAAAACAAGAAAAAAUGAAUAGUAAGCAAAGCAAACACGAAGAAUUUUCAGACAAACGAGACGAACAUCUAUAUGGACCACUUUACAAGGGAAUCAUUACCCUAAAACAACCACAAAAUGCCCUAUUCAAUAAGCUCCAAAAACUAGGGUUUCAUGUCUCAAAACCAAAUUCAUCAUCAAAUUGUCCUUCUUUCAUCAUAGAAUGUGAUGCAGUGGUAGUUGGUUCGGGCUCUGGGGGUGGAGUUAUAGCCGGUGUUCUUGCAAACGCGGGGCACAAAGUACUUGUUUUAGAAAAAGGAAGUUACCUAGCUAGAACAAAUCUUUCCCUUCUUGAAGGACCUUCAUUGGAUCAAAUGUUCCUUGGAAAUGGACUAAUGAUGACCAAAGACAUGGAAGUUUUUCUCCUAGCCGGUUCGACCGUUGGUGGUGGCUCAACGAUAAAUUGGUCCGCCUCAAUUGACACCCCAUCACACGUUCUAAAAGAAUGGUGUGGCAUCUAUGAAUUGGAAAUGUUCCAAAGUGAAUCCUACAAGGAGGCAUUAGAAGCAAUUCGCGAAAAAAUGGGAGUUCAAGAUAAGAUUGAUGAAGAAGGGUUUCAAAACAUGAUUUUGAGAAAAGGGUGUGAAGAAUUAGGAUACCAUGUGGAAAAUAUACCAAGAAAUGCACCCUCAAAUCAUAAUUGUGGUUGGUGUAGCAUGGGAUGUAAAGAUGGUAGUAAAAAAGGGACAAAUGAGACAUGGCUAGUUGAUUUAGUGAAAUCAGGCAAUGGUGCAAUAAUUCAAGAAUGUGAAGCUCUAGAGGUAAUUCAUGAACACAAAAAUAAUUACAACAAAAGUAAAGCUAUUGGAGUUGCUUGUGAAUUUCAACAUGAAGGGGUGAAAGAAAUUUUCAUGGUGAAAUCCAAAGUCACAAUUGUAGCAUGUGGUGCACUUAGUACCCCUUCAUUGCUCAAGAGAAGUGGUUUAAAAAAUCCAAAUAUUGGUAAAAACCUACAUGUCCAUCCGGUUGUAUUCGCGUGGGGACACUUUCCAGAUACAAACAGUAGUGACAACGUAAAGAAUUUUGAAGUAUGGCCGGAGUCAAAGAAAAAGAGCUAUGAAGGGGGAAUAAUGUCAGUAAUGUCUAAAGUUGUCGCGAAUUUCGAGGAAUCGGGCUACGGUGUGGUUAUACAAACACCAGCAUUGCACCCUGGCAUGUUCUCAGUAGUAAUGCCAUGGAUUUCAGGCCUUGAUAUCAAGAUGAGAAUGUGCAAAUAUUCAAGAACUGCACAUAUAUUUGCUUUGGCAAGAGAUAAGGGCUCAGGAGAAGCAAUUUCAUCAAAUUCAAUAUCAUACAAAUUGGAUCAAAUUGAUGAACAAAAUCUUAAGGUCGGUAUAGAGAAGCUAUUAAGAAUCUUGGCAGCUGCUGGAGCAGAAGAAAUUGGAACUCACCAUGUAAAAGGAAAGACAUUGAAAGUGAAAGAAUCAAGUGUUGAUGAAUUUGAGAGUUUUGUGAAAGAAGAAAGUUCAAGAGGAUUUAAAAAUCUCUCAACACCUAUAUGUUCAGCACAUCAAAUGGGAAGUUGUAGAAUGGGAAUUGAUCCAAAAAUAUCAGUUGUAAAUCCAAAAGGAGAAACAUGGGAAGUUGAAGAUUUGUUUAUUGGUGACACAAGUGUUUUUCCAACUGCCCUUGGUGUGAACCCUAUGGUCACUGUUCAAGCAAUUUCUUAUUGCACUGCACAAAAUGUGCUUCAAGUACUUAAGGCUAAGAAGAUGAAUUAAAUGGGAAAUUAUUGCUAAUGGAUUGAGGAUGAUGAAUUGUUACCUAUUG
Solanum tuberosum (potato) is the source of this 2387-nucleotide messenger RNA. RefSeq names its product long-chain-alcohol oxidase FAO4A-like. Lineage: Eukaryota; Viridiplantae; Streptophyta; Magnoliopsida; Solanales; Solanaceae. The record is from RefSeq and is a predicted model, not a curated record. Gene Ontology annotation, molecular function: flavin adenine dinucleotide binding; long-chain-alcohol oxidase activity. The transcript has 4 exons. The coding region runs from base 17 to 2338 and encodes 773 amino acids.